Molecule: messenger RNA, 3337 nt
Organism: Macrobrachium nipponense
Lineage: Eukaryota; Metazoa; Arthropoda; Malacostraca; Decapoda; Palaemonidae
Product: prolyl 3-hydroxylase 1-like
Exons: 13
Coding region: 219-2246 (675 amino acids)
Biological process (GO): collagen metabolic process
Molecular function (GO): oxidoreductase activity, acting on paired donors, with incorporation or reduction of molecular oxygen; protein binding; iron ion binding
Source: RefSeq, a predicted model, not a curated record
AUGUUUACGUUAAUGAAUGGUGAGGGAUGGGCCAGCGGCGUAGCGGCGUUGUUGUGGGUUGUGAACUGUCAAGUGCCGCAGACUACUGAUCUCACUACUACCUAUGUAGUUUAACAAAGGGGGAAAUAUUAAUAUUCUUUUUUACCCUGGUGUGAAUUGAGUACACAAUACCGAUAUUUCCUGCAAAGUGCCAAGGUUAAUCACGAAAGGAGUUAGAAAUGGGGUCCUUAAGAACUCGUGGUGCCGGGACAAUGCUGGUGAUGGCGGGAGUAGUAUCUGUAUUUCUAAGCCUUCCUUCCGUGCUAGGAACAUCUGACGACCCAUUCAUGUCGUACGAUUUUCUGUACAACGAGGGUAUAGAAAAAUACUUGGCAGAAGACUGGGAGGGAUGUAUUAAAUUCAUCGAGAUGGCGUUAGAGGAUUGGCAUUGGUGGCAAAAAAACAUCGUAAGCUGCCGAAGAAAAUGUUCAGAAGAAAGUGCCAGAGAGAAAUUAUUUUCUGAAAAUCUAACUGAAGAAGUUAGAUUCUUUGAGAAAUCCAUCCGUAACACAUUAUGUCUGGUGAAAUGCAAGAAGGAAGUAUUUGGGUCCCGCAUGGACCGAGUGGCUGAAGGACAUGUUGAUGAGGACUUUGAAAUUCGAAAACCAUAUGAUUAUCUACAGCUCUGUUAUUACCGGGCUGGCAAACUGAAAGAAGCAACUGAUGCAGCAGCGACUGUUUUGGCAAAACAGCCUGAGCAUGAAGUCAUGAAAAAUAAUUUAAAGUACUAUCUUACAGAAGGAGAUAUUAAGACUGAAACUGUGCUUAAUCGAGAGUUAAAGGAUUAUGGAAAAAAUUAUGUCCUAGGGAACAAUGCCUACAAUAAUAAUGAAUAUGAAAAAACAGUUGACCUCAUGGAGAAGAGUCUUACAGCAUACCUCAGUGCUGAGGAUGAUUGUCGCCACCUUUGUGAAAAACCUUUUGAUCAAGGAUGGUUUCCUGACUUCAUUUCCUCUAUUGCAAAUCACUAUACAUAUACUCUAAGGUGCAAGAGAAGAUGUCCUUUUGAACUAAGUAUUUUAUAUGGGGAACCUAUCGACGACUUUUAUGCAUCCUACUACAAUUAUCUACAGUUUUCUUAUUACCAUGAGGGUUCAUUUGCUAAAGCAGCUGAGGCUGUGGCAUCUGCUCUUGUGUUAAACCCAGAGGAUGAAUCGCAACUUGGCAAUAAGGAAUAUUUCUUGAAAGAAGGAAAGGUGACUGAAGACAUGUUUGUUCCCAGACAAGAAGUCGUGGAAUACAAGCAAAGACAUGAUUAUGAAAAGAAGAUGAUGGAAUACAUUGAGACAAGCUUCCUCUUCCUUAGUGAUGACGAAUAUUUGGAAGACGUUGAUGAUGCGACUCAGCCUGCUUCACCAGCUUCAUCCAAAAAGAAUACAAGCAAGGAGCUUAGGGCUCAAAGACUAACAGAAAAAGCUCGUGACCUGAUGAAAGAGGCGAAGGGGAAUCACUCCGAGAAUCUCUCACAGAUGGGAAUCCAGGUCGUCAUGAGAGAGCGGGAACUUGGAGGGAAGCAGCGAGUAGUAGCAGAUGGAUUUGCCAGGCACUUGGAGUGUUUGGUAUUGACAGAGCUGAUAAAGUUGGCGUCCGAAGAGAACAAUGGGUACAAAGGAGGGAACCCCCACACACAGUCAGAGAGGUUCUUUGGAGUUACGUUGGGCAGGACCGGAAUGAUGGUUCAUGCAAAACUGAUUGGCACAGAAUUAUUGGAACUCAUUUUGGAUGUCACAGACCAUUUGCGGGAUUAUAUUCAAGAGUACUUCAAACUGGAGAAGCAUUUGUAUUUUUCUUUCACACAUCUUGUUUGUCGAACAGCGAAGCCAGAUAAGUCAGCAAAUAGGUCAGCAUCUGAUUUAAGCCAUGAAGUCCAUGCUGAUAACUGCAUUUUGCAAGAGUCGGGCAGAUGUCUGAAAAUACCACCUGCAUACACUUUCCGGGAUUACAGUGCAAUUCUAUACCUCAACGAGGACUUCAAAGGAGGGGAGUUCAUUUUUACCAAGGAUCGUACAGGGGCGUCAUAUGAGGGGAUGGUACAGCCAAAGUGUGGAAGGAUGGUAGCCUUCUCAGCAGGCCCAGAAAAUUUGCAUGGUGUCUUACCAGUUUUGGAAGGAAGUCGAUGUGCCAUUGGGAUGUGGUUCACUCAUAAUGAAAAGCACAAAGAAAUUGAACGAUCAUUAGCUGAACUGCUGCUCAAGAAGUUGGAAUGAUUCGUGGAAGGCUUACCUGUUUCUGGAAACCGAAUUAUGCUCUUCUUAUGUGCCUGAAUGUUGGAAUUGUAUGCUCAGGAUCAAUGGAUUUAACAUUAACUAAUGUACUUGCUAAAACCCAGGCAUUCAAGUGUCAGCUGUAGGGAAUAUUAAACAAGUAAAUAAUGCGCCGAAGUUUCGAGUUUUCUGUACAGCCACUGCAGCAUAAAUCAAGGCCACGGAAAAUAUAUCUAUCUUUUGGUGGUCUCGAUAUAAUGCUGUAUGAGCCACGGCCCAUGAAACUUUGACCACGACCCUGUGGUGGCCAGUCUUAUAUCGUUCCCUUAAGAACAAUUAUGGCUAACUUUAACCUUAAAUGAAAUAAGAACCACUGAGUCUAGAGGGCUGCAAUUUGUAUGUUUGAUUAUUGGAAGGUUGAGGUGAUCAACAUAGCAAUUUGCAGCCCUCUAGCCUCAGUAGUUUUUGAGAUCUAAGGGCGGACAUAAAAAGUGCGGAUAGAAAAAAAGUGCGGAUGGACAGCCAAAGCCGGUGCAACAGCUUUCUUUUAAAGAAAGCUGAUGAAAAUGGUGAAACUUGGAUUAUCUAGUCACUACAGCUAACACAGUACAGUCAGCGUUGUUUUUUAUGUAAUUCAAACUUUGAAAUCUAGUCAAAUUUAGACAUUAACGUAACACUAUUUCUUAAAUUCCUAAAAGUCUAUCAAAGAUAUAGAAAAAGUCAUCCUUCAAAACUUUGCCAAUGAAGUGUAGAGCACAGAAGUAACAUGGAAGAAGUGGUUGUUAUCAAGCUAGCAAUAUGACAAAGAAAACUGAAUUUCCAGACAAGGGACAUUUUUGUAUACUUUGUUAUUCCUAGACCAUUUAAUUUUCGUUCACACAGUUUAUCCGAUGUUUAUCCUGCCAUUCCUCGAUGGGAAAGUGUAUGAAAAUGUUAUAUUUUAUUAUUAAUGAUAUAGCAGUAGGCAUAUAUUUUGUUAUUGUCCACGUGUGUGUAGUACUAAAUCUAUGGGUUUAUUCAGCUGGCACUGGAGAUGUUCAGAAUUGUGCGGCAUGUUUUGAAACCUUUGUAUAAAUAAAAUAAAAUUUCUGUUU